UCCUAAUGAGGUGGCUUCUAUAUAUAACAUUCGUCUUCCUCGUAAUUCCCACAUGAUAUACAUCAUCAACCCCGAAACCAAAACCUCCUUCAACCACGCUAGUUCAACUCAACCAAUUACUUCAUAUUCAUAUAUAUGGAUUCCCCUGCAGUUUCCUCUAUCCACUUUCACAACGCCCAUGUCUUACCCGAACCAGACCUUUUUAUGCACACUCCCGGUGGUAACCGCAUUCCAGCGCACGCAACCAUUCUGGCUUCGGCAUCCCCAGUUUUAGAAAACGUCAUUGCGUCCAACCGAGUCGUCAAAAUCCACGGCGUUCCCGACGGCGCCGUCACGGCCUUCGUAGCGUUCCUCUACUCCUCCAGGUGCACGGAGGAGGACAUGGACAAGUACGGAAUCCACCUUCUAGCAUUGUCGCACGUGUAUUCGGUGCCGCAGCUGAAGCAGAGGUGCAUCAAGGGACUGGCCCAGCGCUUGAGCACGGAGAACGUGGUGGACGUGUUGCAACUCUCUCGGCUCUGCGACGCACCGGAUCUCUACCUCAAGUGCGUGAAGCUCCUCAGGAACCGUUUCAAAGCCGUGAAGGAAACAGAGGGCUGGAAAUUCCUCGAGAGCCACGACCCCUGGCUCGAACUCGACGUUCUCCGCCUCAUGGGCGAACUCGAAAAGAGGAAGAGGAGGGUGAGGAAGUGGAGGGAGGAGGAGAGGUUGUACGUGCAGCUGAGCGAGGCGAUGGAGUGUUUGGAGCACAUAUGCACGGAGGGGUGUACGGAGGUGGGGCCAUACGAGGUGGAGGUUGGACGACAGAAAACGCCGUGCUCAAAGUUCGCCACGUGUCAGGGUUUGCAGGUGUUGAUACGACACUUGGGCACUUGCAACAGGAAGCUCAAAGGAGGGUGUUUGCGGUGUAAGCGUAUGUGGCAGCUCUUCAGGCUCCACUCCUCCAUUUGCCUAUGCCAGAAUUCAUGCAAGGUUCCUCUUUGCAGGCAAAUUCGAUUAAAAAUGGAGCAAGAGAACAUGAAAGAUGACGCAAGGUGGAAACUACUGGUGAGGAAGGUGGCCUCGGCCAAAGCCUUGUCUUCCUUGGCACUGCCAAAGAGGAAAUUAGAUCAGAGCUAGGGACCAUAUAUAUAAAUAAAUAAUGGCAAGUUGUGCCUACAUGUUUCGGGGGGAUUACAAAAUGAUCGAGAAAUAAUGGCAAGUUGUAGUGUUAACAUGUCAUUAGUAUUUCUUUUCUCACGGGUUAUAGCCUUAUUGGUACCUAUUUUAUAUGAAAGGUAUAAUAUACUCAUUGAGAUAAUCUCUAGUA
Glycine soja is the source of this 1309-nucleotide messenger RNA. Its product is annotated as BTB/POZ and TAZ domain-containing protein 1-like. Bases 136 to 1119 code for a protein of 327 amino acids. Gene Ontology annotation, cellular component: nucleus. The transcript has 5 exons. The record is from RefSeq and is a predicted model, not a curated record. Gene Ontology annotation, molecular function: protein binding. Lineage: Eukaryota; Viridiplantae; Streptophyta; Magnoliopsida; Fabales; Fabaceae.